AUGACCAGUACAGUGUUGAAUAGCCUGGUCUCCCAGAUAAGACAUGCUGCAACACUCACAAGAUGUCUCCUUCAGCGCAACUAUACCCCAGCAUCCACGGUGGCCAGAUCACUAUCUACACUUCCGUCAGCAGCAUCCUCUGGCGGCAAGGUUUCAGAUACCAGAGCUGAUUUCUCGAAACGUGCCGGUUCGCUGUUCACUUUUGGCAGCCAGAGUCACCCAGCGGUUCUUGUCAGCGGUUUCACGCCGGGAGCCCUGCAGGUUCGAUGGUAUGAGAGUGCCGUCAGACCGAGGUUGAAGUGUCAGGGGUGUUACUUUGUGUGGCGUCACGGAAGGAAGUUUGUCGAGUGCAGUGACCACCCGAGGCACAAGCAGAUGAAGGCCGUGGCCACGAGGAAGGUCUGGGCCGAGGACUACUCUAAGGGGGAUAUCCAGAAGGCUGCGGAUUGGUACCGGCGGUUUCCCCGAGAGUUUUUGCGUACCGCUGACCGCAAAAUGGUGGCUCACAACUGGCUGGCUGGGACACUUGGGAAGGAAGUGUAA
Molecule: messenger RNA, 543 nt
Organism: Candidula unifasciata
Lineage: Eukaryota; Metazoa; Mollusca; Gastropoda; Stylommatophora; Geomitridae
Source: the annotation of a GenBank genome assembly